This is a messenger RNA of Sorghum bicolor (sorghum), 907 nucleotides long. RefSeq names its product non-specific lipid-transfer protein-like protein At2g13820. The record is from RefSeq and is a predicted model, not a curated record. The coding region runs from base 114 to 710 and encodes 198 amino acids. The transcript has 3 exons. Lineage: Eukaryota; Viridiplantae; Streptophyta; Magnoliopsida; Poales; Poaceae.
CAGUGCUUGCAGUUUGAUUUGCUUUGCUGCCUCAAAAAAAGUUUCCCUCCAAAAACCUCGCGUCACUUUUUCUCACGCUCCUGACUCCAGAGGGCGUCCGUGGUGCGUGCCGGAUGAUGAGCCGGCGUGACAGGAUGCAGCCGCCGCCGGCGGUGACCGCGGUGCUGCUGCUGCUUCUGCUUCUGGCCGCCGCGCCGGCGACGGGGCAGAUUGCGACGUCGUGCACGGCGUCGCUGAUAACGACGUUCACGCCGUGCCUCAACUUCGUGACGGGGAGCACCAACGGCGGCGGCUCGCCGACGCAGCAGUGCUGCGGCUCGCUGGCUGAGAUGGUGCGCACGGGCGCCGACUGCGCCUGCCUCAUCCUCACCGGCAACGUGCCCUUCAGCCUCCCCAUCAACCGCACGCUCGCCAUCUCCCUCCCCAAGCUCUGCAGCUCCACCUCCGUCCCGCUCCAGUGCCGAGACACGGCGACGCAAAUCCCAGCUCCAGGACCUGUCGCGUUCGCUCCCGCGCUGCCUCCACUGCCACCGAUUCCACCGGAAUCGUCAGACUCUCCGGUGGAUCCUACGGCGACGUCUCCGGCGGUGGACUCGCCGCCCUUCUCCCAGAGGCCAGUGGUGCUGCCCAGCUCGUCAGUUAGGAGUUCUCACGCGUCCGUGGCGGCUGUCACCAUUGUACUGUCGAUAGUGGCGACCAUUUUCGUCUGAUUGGGAUGUGGUGUUGUGUAGGAUGCAUGCUGCCGCAUGCGUUGUGUUGUGUGGUUUGAGAAGGAACUGUUACAAGGGUAUUAGUAUUUCCGGGAUUUGAGUUGGCUUGUGAUCAUAAUUUUGUACAGUAUAUCAUAAAUAGCACAAUGAGAAAUCAAAACGAAAUACUUAGUCAAUGUUAUGCCUUAGAACGGACA